Messenger RNA from Geodia barretti, 330 nucleotides. Lineage: Eukaryota; Metazoa; Porifera; Demospongiae; Tetractinellida; Geodiidae. The record is from the annotation of a GenBank genome assembly.
GCUGGAAUUGUAGCUUCAUUCAUCGACAUCCCUCUUCGUAAUCUCGAAGACGCUGCUUUGAACCUGGUUGGUCUUGGAGGAGGGGAGAAGAAAGAGGGCCGCACCAACGGCGACAACGACGGACAGAGGACGGCAGAAGAAGGGGGAGUGGGUCACGAGAACAUCUACUUCAGUGAGCUGGAGAGGGCCGAAGAGAAGAGGAUGAGGCUUGAAGAAGACGGCGCUGAGGAUCAAGAAGAUGCAAACAUGGAUGAACUGAAGGGCUAUUUCUCCCUCUUUAUAACCACAGCAAACAUGGAUGAACUGAAGGGCUAUUUCUCCCUCUUUAUA